Phyllostomus hastatus (greater spear-nosed bat) is the source of this 1874-nucleotide messenger RNA. RefSeq names its product polycystin 2 like 2, transient receptor potential cation channel (gene PKD2L2). NCBI's taxonomy places the organism in Eukaryota, Metazoa, Chordata, Mammalia, Chiroptera, Phyllostomidae. Gene Ontology annotation, biological process: detection of mechanical stimulus. Gene Ontology annotation, cellular component: membrane. The record is from RefSeq and is a predicted model, not a curated record. The transcript is spliced from 14 exons. The coding region runs from base 1 to 1860 and encodes 619 amino acids. Gene Ontology annotation, molecular function: calcium ion binding; calcium channel activity.
AUGGCUGAGGCGUCCCGUUGGCACCGAGGCGGGAUUCCAAAACAUAAGCUGCCUUUCAGAGAGGAAGAAAUUAGAACGACACCUCAGGAGUUACUAUUCUAUAUUAUUUUUUUAAUAAUCCUAUGUAUAUUGACAUUUGGAAUGACAAACCCACACAUGUAUUACUUAAACAAAGUUAUGUCAUCUCUGUUUUUGGACACUUCUGUGCCUGGUGAUGAAAGAAGCAACUUUAAGUCUAUUUGCAGGACAGCUGAUUUUUGGAAGUUUAUGGAAGGACCCCUUUUGGAAGGUCUGUACUGGGACUCACAGCACAAUGACAAAAGCAGUCGCAUCUACUACGAGAACAUAGUUCUAGGAGUCCCCAGAGUCCGUCAACUCAAAGUCCGAAACAACACGUGCAAGGUCUAUCCAUCUUUUCGGCCUUUAAACAUGACUGACUGUUAUGCCAAAUACACUUCUGAAAAUGAAGACGUAUCUGAUUUUGGCCUUAAACAUGAUACUGAAUGGAAGUACUCUGCUCCUAGUACCAACUCCCCGUGGCACCAGGGAUUUGUUGGUGUUUACCGCAAUGGGGGAUAUCUUUUCACUUUAUCAAAAUCAAAAUCUGAAACCAAAACCAAGUUAACUAAACUUCAACAGAACAGCUGGAUCACAAGAGGAACUCGAGUUGUUUUUACUGACUUUUCAUUAUACAAUGCUAAUGUAAACCUGUUUUGCAUCAUCAGAUUGGUGGCAGAAUUCCCUGCAACUGGAGGAAUACUUACUUCGUGGCAGUUUUAUUCUGUGAAGCUCCUCAAAUAUGUUAGCUACUAUGAUUAUGUUAUUGCUUCCUGUGAAGUCAUAUUUUUUAUUUUUCUUAUUGUUUUUGCAAUACAGGAAGGCAAAAAAAUAAAAGAAUUCAAGUCUGCCUAUUUCAAAAGUAUUUGGAAUUGGCUAGAAUUACUACUUUUGAUAUUGUGUUUUGUGGCCAUUUUCGUCAACUUACACUGUAAUAUACAAAAUUUUCUGUUACUUGAACCGCUGUUAAAAAGUACUGAGAAAUAUCCAGACUUCUAUUUUCUUGCAUCCUGGCACAUUUAUUACAGCAGUGUAAUUGCUAUUACCAUCUUCUUUGCAUGGAUAAAGAUAUUCAAAUUCAUAAGCUUCAAUAAGACCAUGUUUCAGCUGUCAUCAACUUUGUCCCGCUGCAUCAGAGACAUAGUAGGAUUUGCCACCAUGUUUUUUAUCGUCCUCUUUGCUUAUGCCCAGUUAGGGUUCCUUCUUUUUGGAUCACAGGUUGACGACUUUUCCACUCUUCAAAAUUCCAUAUUUGCACAGUUUCGAAUUGUUCUUGGGGAUUUUAAUUUUGCUGGUAUUCAGCAAGCCAGUCCUGUCUUGGGACCCAUUUACUUCAUCACCUUCAUCUUUUUCGUGUUCUUUAUCCUGUUGAACAUGUUCUUGGCAAUAAUUAUUUAUGCCUAUUCUGAAGUGAAAACCGAUUAUUCAAUAGACAGAAGGCCAGAUUUUGAACUCGGUAAAAUGAUUAAAAAGUGUUACAACAAUGUCCUCGAAAAACUCAAACUAAAGAAACCUGAAAAGGAUGAAGACGAUAAAGAUAUAAAAAGCACAGAUUUGGCUGAACAAGCCAGAAGAGAAGGCUUUGAUGAAAAUGAGAUUCGAAGUGCAGAACAGAUGAAAAAAUGGAAAGAGAGGCUGGAGAAAAAGUAUUAUUCUACAGAAAUUCAAGAUGACUACCAGCCUGUCACUCAAGAAGAAUUUAAAGACCUGUUUUUAUAUGCUGUGGAGCUGGAGAAAGAAUUACACUACAUCAGUUUAAAACUCAACCGAGUGAUGAGAAAGGUCUCGGCUCUACCCUACUGAGUCAAGUGGAGGUG